Messenger RNA from Malassezia globosa CBS 7966, 720 nucleotides. RefSeq lists its product as uncharacterized. Gene Ontology annotation, molecular function: 4 iron, 4 sulfur cluster binding; aconitate hydratase activity. NCBI's taxonomy places the organism in Eukaryota, Fungi, Basidiomycota, Malasseziomycetes, Malasseziales, Malasseziaceae. The coding region runs from base 1 to 720 and encodes 239 amino acids. The transcript has a single exon. Gene Ontology annotation, cellular component: cytosol; mitochondrion. The record is from RefSeq and is a predicted model, not a curated record.
AUGUACAUCCUUCGCGUAUGCCGCGGUAUGCAGAACUGCUGGAGAAGCUCCAGAGCGUACGAACACUUCUGCAAGGGCGCCCCUUGGACGCUGGCUGAAAAAAUUCUGUAUACGCACCUGCUCAACCCAGCCGUCGACUUGGCAGGGGCAGGAGCAGAUCCUUCCAAGGUUCGUGGCGCACGAUACCUUCGACUCGGAGUGGAUCGCCUCGCUAUGCAGGACGCGUCGGCUCAGAUGGCCCUCCUCCAGUUCAUGACGUGCGGCAUGUCCCAGUCAGCCGUGCCUGCGAGUGUGCACUGCGACCACUUGAUUCAAGCGUAUGAGGGCGCACAGGCGGACUUGCAACGUUCGCUCGAGACUCAGCAUGAAGUGUUUGCGUUUUUGGAAUCGGCUUGCCGCAAGUAUGGGAUUGAGUUCUGGCGCCCCGGCAGUGGGAUUAUCCACCAGAUUGUUCUUGAAAAUUAUGCCGCCCCGGGUCUUUUGAUGCUCGGCACGGACUCCCACACGCCGAAUGCAUCUGGUUUGGGCUGCCUGGCGAUUGGAGUGGGUGGCGCUGACGCCGUCGAUGCACUGACCGCAACGCCCCUGGGAGUUGCUUGCGCCGAAAGCCUUGGGCGUGCAUCUGCAUGGAAAGCUGUCGCCGUGGUGCUCGGCCAAGGAUGUGAUUCUGCACCUGACGGGCGAGCUUACCGUGCGUGGCGGCACAGGCUACAUUGUUGA